Molecule: messenger RNA, 2903 nt
Organism: Oryza sativa Japonica Group (Japanese rice)
Lineage: Eukaryota; Viridiplantae; Streptophyta; Magnoliopsida; Poales; Poaceae
Biological process (GO): mRNA processing; regulation of mRNA stability
Cellular component (GO): cytoplasm; nucleus
Molecular function (GO): poly(A) binding
Source: RefSeq, a predicted model, not a curated record
AAAAACCCAGCAGAAAACACCGCCUCUCUCUCGCUCUCUCUCUCUCUCUCUGCCUCCCUCCUCCCCCUCGGCCCGGCGCCGCGCCGCUCGGCCGCGACGAACCCUCGCCUCCCCUCCUCCACCCCGCCGCCCGCCGCGGCGGCGCUCGCGGUACGCGGGAUUGGGAGGCUGCGGCGGCGGACACGGCGGCUGGAGUGAGUGGUGGAGCGGGCGGCGGCGGCUGGGAGAGGGGCGCGGGUGGGGAGAGGGGCGGGGGCGGCGGAAUCUAGGGUUGAAGGGGACGGGAGGGUUGGGUGCCGCGGCGGGGGCGCCAUCAUCCAUCGGUAUGGACGAUGAUGGCGGGGAGAGGACGUUCAAGGCGAACUUCACCGGGGAAGGGGUGAGGCUGCUGCGGGCGCGCGUCAAGGAGAAGCUCAGGGAGCUCAUGGGCGACUACUCCGACGACACCCUCGCGGAGUAUGUUGUGGUAUUGCUCAGAAAUGGAAGACGGAAGGAUGAGGCUGCAAAAGAGCUGGAGGUUUUUUUGAGUGACAACAACGAAGCAUUUGUAUCCUGGUUAUGGGACCACCUCUCCUCAAAUUUGCACCUUUAUGUGCAACCCAAAGCUAUCUCUUCAAAUAAUGAAGUUAAUAGUACUCGGAGUAAUGCUAGAGGAAUGCCUGCACAAAAUAUGACUAGCAGCACACAAGCUAUUCGUGAACCUGUAGCUGGCACUCAGAAGACAACGGGAAUUCAUCAGAGAAGGGAGUGGGGAGGAAUUGUUCGAGACCAAUCAGAAACAGUUCCCCUUCGAAGUGUUGUAACUACUGUUUUGCAUGCAGAGGAAAAGGAUGUUAAUAAAUCACAUGCCAGAAGACGAACCCACUCACCUGACAUGCAUCACCAAAGAAAGAGAAGCAGAGAAGAUGAUGAACGGCAAAUCAAGAGAACAUCACACCAAGAUAUUGAUGCACCACGCCGGCUUCUUCAGUUUGCUGUUCGGGAUGCUGUUAGACCUGUACAGCCCAUAACCCCUAGGUCAGAAUCAGCAUCCAAACGACUUCGUUCUGUGGUGUCUACCAUGCCAUCGGAUUCACCACUUGAUGUCAGACUGCAGAGAACAAAUUCAGAUGUAAGAGUACCUGGUGUCACCGCAGCAGCAUUAAGAGCUGCAGCUGAGGCUGCUGAAGAUGUUCUGAAGGAGAAAUACUCUGGAAGUGUGUUUAGGAGAUUGGGUAGAAAGGGCAUGGUGAAUGCUGCUGAGGAAUCCUUUGGUUUCAGUGAACAAGGUCGAGAAAGAGAAUAUGGUGAUAUAGAUAAUGUCCAAGCAGAAAAUCAACUAGAUGUUCAUGGAAGAAAUCAUUAUGCAGGUGAUGCUUAUAUGUAUGACCGGGAGGCAGCCAAAGGCACUGAUUCUGCAUCAGAUAUCGAUCGGCAUGAUGAUACUGGUGCAGCUAGGUAUAAUGAUUUGGUAUCUUGCCGAAGUACAUUGCCUUCUAGUAUAGGCAAAGAAUCAGUAGUAGCGGGGUUCAAUACUGUUGAAGGAACUACAACCAUUAGAAGCAGAAGGUCUAUAAUGCAGGACCCACAUGCUAGUUCAGGGCGAGGACCAUCUGAAAGGAUUAACAUGGUUAACAAUAUUACACAAAAGCCUGCCAACCAGGCAACAAGAAGGAAUGCUGUGAAGAUAGAGCCUCAAGUGCCCACAGAGAUGAAACAUACUGACUCAAGAAAGUCAACUGCGACACUUGCACAUGUUAACAAUACUCCAAUGACUGACAAGUCCAAAGAUUCAAUGUGUUCAAGCUCUAUGGUGGAGGAACAGAAGCUUCCAUCACUUGCUGUUGGAUCAUGCAGUACAGGUCAGCCAGAAGGUGGCACUGAUUCUAGAACAGUUUUUCUUUCCAAUGUACAUUUUGCUGCUACAAAAGAUGCUCUUUCCCGUCAUUUCAAUAAGUUUGGAGCUGUGCUUAAAACUCUUAUUGUGACUGAUAUUGCUGGUCAGCCAACAGGCUCAGCGUACAUUGAAUUCUUGCACAAAGAGUCAGCAGAACAAGCCCUAACUCUUGACAACACAUCUUUUAUGUCGCGCAUGCUCAAGGUUGUUAGAAAGAACUCUCUCGAAGUGUCUCAACAGUCUGGCUGGCCCCGUGGUUCUCGGGGAUCAACAUUCCCUUCAAGACUCACUAGAACUGCAUACCCAAGGCCAGCAUUUCCUGGUGCUAUGCGUGGGCGUCUACCACUCAGAGGUGGUGCUCGGAGCUUACAAUGGAAGCGUGAUAAUGCUGAUACUGUCGAUGCGGCAAAACCUGGUCACAGCACACCUAUACCUACCGGUAAUCAGUUGAUAAGCCCAGUUGUGCGGAGCUUCACCUACACACGUGCUGAGCAAAAACAGGACGUUGGUGCGACCAUUUGACUGCUCCUGAUGAAACUCGCAGAAAGACCUCAGAAUUAGUGUUAUCUCAUAGUUCCUCCUCCUCUCGUAAAUACUAUUUAUUUAGUUGCAGAGCUUAGUAACAGGCUGGUUUUUGGAACUGAAUUUGAGCCAUGUUCUGUGACCAGUUUUGUGUGCUUUUUUCCGGCCAUCGCUCAUGCUGUGCUGGCUACGCGAAGUUUGUGGAUUGAAAAAUCAGGGAAAAAAGAAAGGAAAGUAAAGGUUGUAGAAUAUGAUGGGAACACCGCAACAUUUAAUAUUAUCGGUAGGUUAUUCACCCGGCGCAUUUUAUUUAUUGAUUGAUGUGAUCAUCUGAAAAAAUUGUAGUACUAGUAAUGCUAUCCUGCUGCAUCUUUUGGCUCCAUGAUUGCCUUCAAAUCAGGCAAUUUUGUACUGUACAGGCUACAAAUUCUGGCUAUUUCACCUGUGCUAUUAUGAAUUGUAAACAGUACUAGUAGUACUCUGAAAGAAUAGCCCAAUUUUUGCU